This is a messenger RNA of Erigeron canadensis, 1598 nucleotides long. Its product is annotated as E3 ubiquitin-protein ligase SP1. The record is from RefSeq and is a predicted model, not a curated record. The transcript is spliced from 11 exons. Lineage: Eukaryota; Viridiplantae; Streptophyta; Magnoliopsida; Asterales; Asteraceae. Gene Ontology annotation, biological process: protein ubiquitination; organelle organization. The coding region runs from base 292 to 1326 and encodes 344 amino acids. Gene Ontology annotation, molecular function: ubiquitin-protein transferase activity.
CACCCUUUUCCCCCUUUUCAACAAUUUCUUGAAAAAUAAAGAUAAAAACAUUAAUAAAACCCUAAUUUCAUAACCGAAUCUUUCUUCUACCUCUAACUCCAAACUUGAUAUUUCUCACUUCAUUUGUUCAUCAAUGUUAUAGUUUCAUUACCAGUUUGCAAUAUACAUACAUUUUUUUUCAUAUAUAUACAUAUACUUAUACACAUAUAUAUAUAUACUUAUACACGCAUAUACAUAAUACACACACACACAUAUAUAUAUAUACUUAUACACGCAUAUACAGCUAGUGCGAUGGUGGUUCCUUGGGGCGGUGUUACUUGUUGUUUGAGUGCCGCUGCUCUCUAUCUUCUCGGCAGAAAUAGCGGAAAGGAUGCGGAGGUGCUUAAAUCGGUUACUCGAGUUAAUCAACUCAAAGAUUUAGCUCAAUUAUUGGAGGCUGCAAACAAAGUAUUGCCCUUUGUUGUGACAAUAUCUGGUAGAGUCAGUUCGGAUACCCCGAUCAAUUGUGAGUAUAGUGGAUUGAGAGGAGUUAUCGUGGAGGAGACGGCGGAGCAACACUUUUUGAAACAUAAUGAUGCCGGUUCUUGGAUUCAAGACUCUGCUCUAAUGCUGUCAAUGUGUAAAGAGGUUCCCUGGUACUUGGAUGAUGGCACUGCCCGUGUAUUUGUUGUUGGAGCUCGUGGUGCUGCCGGUCUGGUAUUAACUGUUGGAAGUGAAGUGUUUGAGGAGUCUGGACGCUCACUUGUUCGUGGAACAUUAGACUAUCUGCAAGGUCUCAAGAUGCUUGGAGUCAAGAGAGUUGAACGUGUUCUUCCAACAGGCACUCCAUUAACUGUUGUUGGUGAGGCUAUUAAAGAUGACAUUGGAACCCUUCGGAUCCAACGACCACUCAAAGGCCCAUUUUAUGUCUCUCACAAAACCAUUGAUCAACUCAUUGCGAAUCUUGGGAAGUGGGCCAGGUGGUACAAGUAUGCCUCAAUUGGUUGCGCUGUGUUUGGUGCUUAUUUGCUCGCUAAGCAUGGCAUUCAGUACAUUAUGGAAAAAAAACGUCAUUGGGAAUUGAAGAAAAGAGUUCUUGAUGCUGCAGCUAAAAGAACACCUACAGGCAACGAAGGUUCAAAUGAUAAAACUGAAAAUGGAGUCAAUGCGGCUCGAAAGGAUGGGCAACUGCCUGAUAUAUGCGUCAUAUGCCUUGAGCAAGAGUACAAUUCUGUGUUUGUCCCGUGUGGUCAUAUGUGCUGCUGUGUGACAUGCUCUUCACAGUUGACAAGCUGUCCGUUAUGUCGAAGUCGAAUCGGGCAGGUGGUGAAGACUUUUCGUCAUUGAAAAAUUGGAUGCUUGUCAAUUGGAAAUACAACUUACUGGGACCAUGAAUGCAAUAAAUGGUCUUGCAAUUUUACUGUUCACUUUGCGUCUCAUUUGACACAUUUUACUCGUGAACUCAUUUUUUCUCCACUUUACAAACAGUUAGCGUUAGGUGUAUAUUAGAAGUUACAUAUAAUCUUUUCAGAUUGUUCUCUUUGUCCAAAGGUGUAAAUAUAAAUUUCUUAAAGCAACUUUAGUACCCUCUUUAACUAAUAAAAACUAUUUUCUGUAAA